ACAUCCUGGCAGGAAGAUGGUGGCAGUGAACCUGUAUGAAUUGCUGAAGAAACUGGGCUGCCCUGCCUUGGAGGGAGUUUUCCUGUGGAAGCCUGAAGACAUCCAGCGGUUGCUGUGUACUCCCUCGCCCCAUCAGCUGGAUAUACUGGAAUGGAUUUGCAUCAGCGUGUAUCCACCCUUCCGAGACCAGUUGGCAUCGCUCGGGGAAUCACAGACUGAUGUGAAAAUCAAAAGUAUGGCGAAGCUGGGGUCUGACCUGAUGCUGUGUCGAGCCAGUGACCUGGAUCUCAUUGAGGGAAAAGCCAGCACGAAGAAACAGCAUCACUUCCUGGAACAGCUGGUGGCUGUGAUCCCGACUCUGCAGAGUAUGAAGGCCUCUGUCUCUGGAUCUCUCUCCAGCACUUCUUCAAGCCAAGAGGAUCAUUUUCUGGAGAUGGUGAGGAAGAACGAGAAAUUCCUGAAGCAAGUCUUCUGCAGCCCGGAUUUGCAGGCUGUGCUGUCCCCAAAAUGUCCCCCCUGGAGCUCAGAUAUCAAGCCCCUUCUGUUGAAUGAAGAGGCAGUCCGGAAAAGGUCCCGUCUGCCAAGGGUCUCCCUUGAGAAAACUUUGCUGGAGGUCUCAAAGGAGUUGGAGGAGACGGCCGCUGUUUUGCAGGACUUGAGAGCACAGUGCUCCUUUCUCCAUGGGAACCCGGCCGGUGCCACUCAGCCGCUCGACAAUGCCACUAUGCUGCAGGCCCUCAAACUGGCCGCCUCCGACUUCGGCCAGCUGCUGGUUGCCUUCGAGCAGGUGUACCAGAGCGAGCUACAAAAACACUGUGAACGCCCCGUGCCUCCGCUGAGCCCCUGCGGCCCCCUCUUCAAAGCCUUGCAGCGGGAUCUUUUGCUCUGCGUGCAGGAGUUGAAAAGUCUGGCCCAGAUCACAGAAACAUCCGAGAACAUUGUGAAUACAGUUGACCGGCAGCAAAAGGAGAAGAUACCAUGGAGAGGUUCCGCCAAAGCCACGUUGCCUUCCAAGCUUAAAGAUCUGCAUGAGAAGUACAAGGUCAUCUAUGCCCUGCUCCACGAACUGUCAGUGAUCAAGACCCCUGCCUAGGUGCCCGUCUCUCUGUGAAAGGGACUGCCUUACUCCAGGUAGCGGACCCGAACGGUGGAAGCCCUGCUUGUGUGUUCUCCCCCUAUACAUAAAUGAAUAUGUUUAGAAAUAAAGAGCAUUUUUCCUCUUUAAAAAAAAA
This is a messenger RNA of Sphaerodactylus townsendi, 1232 nucleotides long. Its product is annotated as HAUS augmin-like complex subunit 7. The coding region runs from base 17 to 1093 and encodes 358 amino acids. The transcript has a single exon. Gene Ontology annotation, biological process: centrosome cycle; spindle assembly. NCBI's taxonomy places the organism in Eukaryota, Metazoa, Chordata, Lepidosauria, Squamata, Sphaerodactylidae. The record is from RefSeq and is a predicted model, not a curated record. Gene Ontology annotation, cellular component: HAUS complex. Gene Ontology annotation, molecular function: microtubule minus-end binding.